Linum tenue is the source of this 895-nucleotide messenger RNA. The record is from the annotation of a GenBank genome assembly. NCBI's taxonomy places the organism in Eukaryota, Viridiplantae, Streptophyta, Magnoliopsida, Malpighiales, Linaceae.
CUCCAUCAUCAUCACAACCCAACACCAAAGAAGCAAACUUCACACCAGCAGAGCCAAAAAAAAAAAAAAGACCUAAGGGGAAAACCCCCAUUAGCUAGAGAUUCAUCGUUCUUCCUAAUGGCAAGAGGAGCAAUGGAGCCACUGAUAGUAGGGAGGGUGGUGGGGGAAGUGGUGGAGAUGUUCAACCCGAGCGUGAGAAUGACUGUCACUUACAACUCCAACAAACAAGUCUCCAAUGGCCACGAGCUCAUGCCGGCCCUCGUUGCUUCCCGCCCCCGUGUCGACAUCGGCGGCGACGAUUUGCGCACUCCUUACACCCUCCGGUUUUGGUGGGUGGCGAAACUGAAGAUCAUGACCGACCCGGACUAUCCAAGCCCUAGUGAUCCUUACCUCAAGGAGCAUCUUCACUGGAUGGUAACCGACAUUCCUGGCACGACGGAUGCUUCAUUCGGGAAGGAAAUGGUGAGCUACGAGGUGCCGCGGCCGGUUGUCGGAAUACACCGCUACGUCUUCAUCAUGUUCAAGCAGACAAGAGGGAGGCAGACGGUGAGGGCGCCGCCGUCAAGGGACUGCUUCAACACCAAGAAGUUCUCUCAGGACAACGGCCUGGGGCUCCCUGUUGCUGUCAUUUACUUCAACUGCCAGCGGGAAACUGCAGCAAGAAGAAGAUGAAAACAUAGCUUAUAUAGUUCGUGCAAUGCUUACAAAUAAAUGAAAUAAUUGGUUAUGAGUAAUUAAUGAAUAAUUAUAUAGAUCCCGAUUAUUAUCAUGUCAAGUGUACGUCUGAUCUAGAUGGACAUGCACGUUCCAAAGGUUAAUCACUACGUACAUUUAUCGACUGAUAGCUUAUCAGAGCAUCUCCAUCCUUGUAAUUAAUUAGCAAUUUCUUAUAUAG